UUGGUCCGUGACCCAAAGACCUCGAUGAGUCGCUGACCAAGCCUUUGAUCGAAGCAUAAGCAACAAUAGAGAGCAAGCGAGCGAGCGAGAGAUCGUUAGGACCCAACUCAACAACACGACUCGGCUCACUUACCUGGUCCAAGAUGGAACUUGCUCCACACGACCCGGGUUCUAAACUGCUCCGACCCGACGAACCAGAGCUCGACCUCUACACCAUCCCAAGCCACUCUAGCUGGUUUUCGUGGGAUGAGAUUCAUGAAACUGAGAGAAUUGCUUUGAAAGAGUACUUUGAUGGAAGCUCAAUUUCAAGAACGCCAAAAACAUACAAGGAAUACAGGGACUUUAUUAUUAGUAAGUACAGAGAAGACCCUUCUAGGAAACUCACAUUCACUGAGGUUAGAAAGUCACUUGUGGGUGAUGUUAGUUUGCUCCACAAGGUCUUUAAUUUCUUGGAGAAGUGGGGUUUGAUUAAUUUCAGUGCAAAUUUGGGUGUCAACGGUGGUUUUGGCAUCGAGGGUGAGGAGAGGUCUAAGGUUAAGGUUGAGGAUGGGGUCCCCAAUGGGAUCCGUGUGGCUGCGAUGCCGAAUUCAAUUAAACCAAUUUCACUCAUUUCAGCUCCCCCUAAAGUUGGGGAUGCUGGGGGUGGAGUUGUGAAUAGAAUUACUUUGGCUCCAUUGGCUCCAUUGGCAUCAUAUUCUGAUGUUUUUGGUGAUCUAAAGAAGGAGGAGGGGUUGGUUUGUGGCAAUUGUGGUGGACAUUGUGAAACUGGACACUACAAGUAUAGCAAGGGUGAUUUUCUAAUUUGCAUAAAAUGUUUUGAAAAUGGGAACUAUGGGGAGAACAAAUUGAGGGAUGAUUUCAAGUUAAAUGAGGCAAUUGAAAAGAGUGGUACUAACGGAGUGGAGUGGACUGAAUCUGAAACUCUACUACUUUUAGAAUCUGUUCUGAAGCACGGGGAUGAUUGGGAGCUUGUUGCUCAAAAUGUUCAGACCAAGACUAAAUUUGAUUGUAUUGCUAAGCUCAUUGAUCUGCCUUUUGGGGAGCUUGUGUUGGGUUCUGCCUACAGAAAAGGCAAUCCUAGUGGCUUUAGUGGUAAUUUGAUCUCUUCAGAGCACAUUCAGUUAUCUUCAUCUGAAUGUCAAGAGACUGUCAAAACCAAAGGUCAGUUGCAUGAGCAGACAGAUGACAGCAAGCAGAAUGGAGAUAUUUUGGAUCAAGGCCCUCCUUUGAAAAGGCAGCGCAUUGCUUCCCUUUCGGAUGCUAGUAGUUCACUGAUUAAACAGGUAGCUGCCAUAACAACCAUGGUUGGUCCACAUAUUACAUCUGCCGCAGCUGAGGCUGCCGUUAAUGCACUUUGUGAAGAAACCUCUUGUUCAAGGGAGAUAUUUAAUGCUGAUGAUGAUUCUAUUCCUAAUGGCUUGUGGUCUCCUGCUAAAAAUUGUGAGACAGAGAGAGCUCAUGGUGAGGAUUCAGAAAUGAAGGAAAGGCCAACUCAAUCAGAGAGUCAGCAUGCAAUCUUUAAAAAAGAUGACAUACCUCCAACUUUGCAAAUUAGAGCUGCCAUUGGAACAGCUCUUGGAGCAGCUGCUGCUCACGCAAAAUUAUUGGCCGAUCAGGAGGAUAGACAGAUUGAACAUCUAAUGGCAACCAUAAUUGGGACGCAGAUGAAGAAGUUGCACAGCAAACUCAAGCAUUUUGAAGAUCUGGAGCUGAUCAGGAAGAAGGAAUGUGCUCAAAUCGAAGAAGUAGAGGAUAUUCUAGUAGAAGAGCGGAUUAAUAUCUUACAGAGGACAUUUGAUUCUGGUGUACCUAGAUGGAGGGAUCAUCCUUCUUUAAAAUCUUGAAAUGUUUGUUGUAUCUUUAGAUGUAAAGUAGAGUAGAAACAUAGACGACGAGAGCAGUGACGUGUCUUCUUAGUAAAGGCUGUUCAAUUCUUUAG
Molecule: messenger RNA, 1939 nt
Organism: Prunus avium (sweet cherry)
Lineage: Eukaryota; Viridiplantae; Streptophyta; Magnoliopsida; Rosales; Rosaceae
Gene: SWI3A
Product: SWITCH/sucrose nonfermenting 3A
Molecular function (GO): protein binding
Source: RefSeq, a predicted model, not a curated record